UUCAACAAAUAAUGCACACCCCUCUUCAAUGCUUGUGAAAUUCAAGAUGGUGGAUAAUGAUGUAAACAAACUGCAAAUGUAGAGCAAAAAUUGAAAAAAAGAUGAAGAUUGCCGUCUUAGGUUGUGGGAUUCUGGGGCCAAAAAUAGCGGGUGAGCUAGCCUACCAUGGUCAUCGAGUGAAGAUAUGGGACGUCAGCAUCCCAGCACUGAACGCUGUGUAUAACAUUAUAGAAGACGACAAGAAGCAACUGAGGGAGGAUGGACUUCUUUUCCAGAAGAACUUUGUGGGCCAGGUUAUGUGCAUGAGUCGUUUGGAAGAAACUGUAAAUGACGCUGACUUUAUUUUUGAGGCUGUGAAGGAGGAUAUGGAGAUCAAGAAAGAUCUUUUAGAGAGAGUGUCUCACCUAUGUCGAGGUGACACAGUGAUUGGCAGUUGCACACUGCGACUCAAGAUUGAUGAUGUCAUGGCUGGAGUAAUGAACAAGGAGAGAUCUCUUGGACUGAGAUUUCUCUAUCCAGUGUACUACAUUCCUGAGGUUGAAAUCAAUCCGGCCAGCUUUACUUCACAAAAAUCAAUGCAACGAGUUCGCUUGAUGUUAGAAAAGAUGGGGAAGACAUUGUUUUUUCGAUCUGGAAAUCAUCCUUUGAUUUUGUCUGAAGAACAGAGAGAAGAAAGGAAAGCUUUGAGGGCAGAGCAGCUCCUGAGUUCAUCCGGAAUUCCCUGCAUGUUUGAGAAGAAGAUCCCAGUGUUGUCCCACGAGGGUAAUACAGCCCCAGUGAAGGAGUCUCGGCGUGACCCAACGCCAGCUGACACAGAGUGCGGGAUCUGUAUGAACAGAGUGCGAGACUGUCUGCUGUGUCCCUGUCAUCACAUGAUCACCUGCUACGAGUGCUCCAAAAUGUUACAUAACCGACGGGACGGGUGUCCUAUCUGUAGAAAGGACAUCACAGAGGUCAUUCGAGUUUACCAUUCCUAAUGCUGUGCUAUUCCAGCCAUAAUGCUAUGCUUGUAUUGGGAAUCCCAGAGAUUAAAUUUUUUAAUUUACUUUUUUUUUUAAAUUUUAGUUUAUGAAAUACAUGUAAUGUUUUAUACAUUUAUUUUUAAUAUUUAGUGGGAGGGGAAAGAGAUAAAUGACCUGCAUGUUCGGUUAGGAGGGUUCAGGGGUCAGACAUAUAUUUUUAUAACACCAAAUUAUAUGUACCGGUACCAAUUAUAUAUAUUUGUCUAGUCUAAGGGGCAUUGUGACAGUUAGAUAAUUAGUGAAGUCUAGCUUUCUAUAUGUGUAUUUCUAUGACCUUUUACUGGCCUGACUACUGUUUAAAGGAAUUUAGAGGCAAAAUUAUAAAUAUUCUUGCUUUUAUUUCAGACACUUAUUAAUCAUUUAUUGGUUUUUUCUUAGUAUAGUAUACAUGUAAAUACUAUCUGUAUGUUGUCAUGAAAAAAACUAAAGACCCACCUGUACUGUGUCACAUGUAUAUUACGGCUGUUUUACAGAACUUUUGAUCCCAAUAUAGAGUCUUUCACAAGCACUUUGUACAUGUAUCUUAUUGUUGCAUUUAUUUAUUAAAUAUGUUUUUAUUUAAAAA
Messenger RNA from Magallana angulata, 1587 nucleotides. Its product is annotated as probable 3-hydroxybutyryl-CoA dehydrogenase. The record is from RefSeq and is a predicted model, not a curated record. The transcript has 7 exons. Bases 102 to 977 code for a protein of 291 amino acids. Lineage: Eukaryota; Metazoa; Mollusca; Bivalvia; Ostreida; Ostreidae. Gene Ontology annotation, biological process: fatty acid metabolic process. Gene Ontology annotation, molecular function: NAD+ binding.